Stylonychia lemnae is the source of this 1839-nucleotide messenger RNA. The record is from the annotation of a GenBank genome assembly. NCBI's taxonomy places the organism in Eukaryota, Ciliophora, Spirotrichea, Sporadotrichida, Oxytrichidae.
AUGCCAAAAGAAGUACCUAGAGUAUAAACAGUACAAAACCCAUAAAAUCCCUCAAUUUCAACUAUUGCUUCUAAGAUUAAUUCAAAGAGAGUAAUGCCUUUACCCAAAGAAAUAGUGUAGGAGAAGCCUUAAGAGCAAUAAUAAUAGAUUUAAAAAAUAACUUAAAACUCCGAAAAUAAAAGCGUUUCUAACCCACUACCAACUAAUUAGAAAACUUCAUCAUCUAAAUAAAAUGAAGAAAAUGAAAAAGCUGAACUGCCAAAAGCUAAAACAGACAAGGCUUCUAUAACUCCAAAGAAAUAGACUGUCUAAAUUUAAUAAGAUGAAUAGCUAGAAACAAUGCAGAAAUAGUUAUAGUCGAUAGAUCCAAAAGUAAAAACAAUUACUCCAAUUAAGCAAUCAACUUAAAAGAAUAAACAAAGUAUGAUCAAAAGAGAAGGAGAAUUUGAUUUUGAAGAAUUCCAGUAAUUUUGCCAAGAGAAUUUGAGCAAAAAGAGAGUUAAAGUUGCUAAAACAGAUAUUUAGGCUAAUGAAUUUUCUACUCCUAUCUAAAAGUUGGGUUCCUCGAACUCUGAUGAUCCAUUCAACAGCAGUGACGAUGAUGAAAAAACCUUUGAUUAGGUAAAACUAACCAAGGAUUAAUUGAAAGAAUUUGAUCGUAUAACAAAAAAGCAAUCAAAGCCAGUGAAAAAGCCAAAUAUUGAUGCUUUUAGUACAAAAUCUUAGCUCAUCAAGGGUAAAAAAGCAAUUAAAAAGUAAUAGAAGAAAAGGGAAGCUAAGAAAGCAAUAAAAGAAGCCUCUAAAGCAAAGUAAGUAGUGUAAGAUUCUUCCUCAGAUGAAGGUGAAGCUGUUCCUAUCACUGAGUUUGAAAUGAUAAAUGCGUUAUUUUACUUUGAAGACCGCAAAUAAUUGAAAAUGGUUCAUCUUGACAGAACUAAGCCACUUUACAAAUGCUAGGAAAAAUUUUUUAGAGAUUCUCCAUAUAUCAAGAAAGUAAAGGAUGGUUUUGGCAUCUUGCAUGCUGAGGUCAUGAACAAUCUUAGUAAAUAAUAAGAAAUCAGACACUUGAUAUUCGGAACCUUACCGAAAUGCAAAGAUAUUCAUGAGUUUGUUAGAGAUGAGGACAUUGAAAAGCAUGUGUUUGAAUUUGCCUAAGGAAAGUUCCCCUAUCGUUCAUCAAAAUUAAUUUAUAAUGGCAACCAGUUAAUAAUAACAGGAGGAGAUUAUGACAUCAAAGACAUAGCUACUAGUCUUACUUACAGAUUUAAUAUCGAUAUUGAUGAAUAGAAAAACCUGGUCAAACUCACCUAAGACUAGAGUUUUCCAAGAUUAUCAAAGCCAAGAACUUAGCACCUCUCAUUUAUUCUAUAAGACUUCCUCUUUAUAAUGUUUGGCUCAGAAUCUGCAACCGUUGAGUACAUCGAUUUAAAAGACCCCAAUGCUACAUUCAAAACUCUUACCCUCGGUAAUUAUCAAGAACUCCAGAAUCCAAUGAUAUUCUUUCACGAGCAUUCCAAGUAGGAUAUGAGACCUUAUGUUUUAGGAGGUAUUCAGGUGACUAAAAAAUCAUAGGAUAAAGUUACUAAGAUACAAGAAAUUUAGAUUGAUUUUUAGGUCGACAUCCAGAAUCCUUAAUACAGAAAAGUACCUAAAACUAUUAAACUUGCUGAUUAACCUCUUGCCCAGUUGGAGGGAACAUAUUAAUUUGAGCAAAAUAUUCCUAACAAGCUAUAUUAUGAGCAGUAGAAGACUUGGAUGUUCUUAGAUUAAAAUGGAUAUUUGCUCAGUUUUGAUAUGAUGACCAAAUAAUUCAAGGUUCACUAUAUUAAAGGAAUUUGA